AUGACUCCCCGAUGCUACAUCCUGGCUCCCUCCACGGCUCUCUGCAUCAUCAGCCUCUUCUGUGCCCAUGGAGCCCCAGUGUCGCCCACGGGUGCUCACCUGAUGCUGUGCCAGGCACACUCCAGAUGUGGGAACAAGUUCUACGACCCCCAGCAGCACUGUUGCUAUGAUGACGCCGUGGUGCCCUUGAGCAGGACCCAGAAGUGUGGAAACUGCACCUUCAGGGUCUGCUUUGAGCAGUGCUGUCCCUGGUCACUGAGACCCCAGGAGACCUUCGUGGUAAAAGUGAGAGGCCAGGGCUGUUGCUUGGCACCCACAUUGGAUGACAGGGUUUGUUCCAGUGUCAGCUGA
Pipistrellus nathusii (Nathusius's pipistrelle) is the source of this 351-nucleotide messenger RNA. Lineage: Eukaryota; Metazoa; Chordata; Mammalia; Chiroptera; Vespertilionidae. The record is from the annotation of a GenBank genome assembly.